Messenger RNA from Argentina anserina (silverweed cinquefoil), 1199 nucleotides. RefSeq lists its product as uncharacterized. Lineage: Eukaryota; Viridiplantae; Streptophyta; Magnoliopsida; Rosales; Rosaceae. The record is from RefSeq and is a predicted model, not a curated record. The transcript has 6 exons. The coding region runs from base 347 to 811 and encodes 154 amino acids.
UGGGGUAGGCGUCGUUUUUGGCUUAUAAAUUGGGUGGGAGCAACGGUUUCGUUUUUACUCGAUACUCCUCUCUUUGAUUUUUCACGUGUCCUUCCCCCUUGGCUCUCUCUCUCUCUCUCUCUCUCUCUCUCUCUCUCUCUCUCUCUCUGUCGCCGUUUCAGUUUCCUGGUUUUGUUUUUCAGCGUAAACCAUUUUCAGGGCCCAUUUUCUUAUUCAUUAAGCUUCUCUUUUCGUGACGGUGCUCUGUGCUUCUAUAUAAACCCAACACCACACUCUGUUCGGGGCACAACACACAAGAGAGACAGAGGGGUUUUCGGGAUUGUGAGGAUUAUCAGAUAGACAAGAAAUGGAGGGAAAUAAGCCAACUGACUCGUCUUCCACCUUCACUUCUGAACCGUUUGGUUCCAAAGACUCAUCCACCUCUUCAUCUGGGAUUUUCGGGGCCAUUUUCGCGCCUCCCAUGAACUCACCUAAGGUGCUAAGCAGGGAAUCUCUGCGUUCUGAGCUUACUAAGAAAAAAGUCAUUGAUCAGCCGAUGAACUUCAACUCAGCACAGUCAGGUGAUUACUCUAAUGGAAAAGGUGAGGGUCAGAGCAAACAGAACAAGGACAUGAGUUCCUACUAUCAUGAUCAGAGAGUGCAACAACCAUGUCAUCUCAGUUCAUCAAUCUACUAUGGUGGGCAAGACAUCUAUCAUCAUCCCCAGAAUAGCCAGGACUCUGGAAGUAAUUCAUCGUACAAGAAAGAUUGGACCGACGACGAUGGCACUGCUUGCAGAGGAAACUGGUGGCAAGGGUCUCUCUAUUAUUAAGGAGUCUAUCACCAUCCUCAUCCAGGCAUAAUAGGAAAUAGAGUAGUAGCAGCAAAAGAUCGUUGUCGAAGCUGGUUUCUGAUCUUUUGCUCCGGCCACACAGCGAUCCGUAUGAAAUCACAGUUUAUAACUAUACAUAUGUAUGCAUCUUUUUUAGGGUCAAUGUAAAGAAGGAUGUAGUAUUCUCCCUCCUUCCCUUUCUCUGUCUCUAAAUGUAAAAUGUUCCGUUUAGUAUCCUCCAUUUCUCAUCAACUACUACAUCAGUAUCAUGUACUGUAGUUGGAGGGAUCUGGAUAUGUAGUAACUACAGUUUAUGCUCAUCUAUGUACUGUUGAACUUCUAAUGUCAUUAUGUCAAGGCUUGGAUGAAUGGUUUUCAUCUUUCUUCA